This is a messenger RNA of Centruroides sculpturatus (bark scorpion), 588 nucleotides long. RefSeq lists its product as uncharacterized. The transcript has 2 exons. Bases 6 to 557 code for a protein of 183 amino acids. The record is from RefSeq and is a predicted model, not a curated record. Lineage: Eukaryota; Metazoa; Arthropoda; Arachnida; Scorpiones; Buthidae.
UGGUGAUGAUGAUCUCGAAGAUAGUUCUACAAUUAUCUCUUUUAGUUAUUGUUUUAUUAAGUACGAUCGUAUGUCAGAGAAAUACGCAUUCAAAACUCACCCGUCGUGUACGUCGCUUUCUUUUUCCAUCCAACAGUUUACUGUCUAUAAAAACUGAUCUAAAAAUGCCGAUAUCACUUCCUGGUAGAAUGACUGGAUCGAUAGAUAUGUCUCUUCCAAUUUCUAUUCCUUUAUCGCGGUUUCUUACCGAAGGAACAGGAAGAGACGACAAUAGGAUGGAAUUAUUUUUUUUCCUGGAAAACUUAAUUCAACGAUUUGGAAUAGACGGAAAAUCGUGUCUCUUAAAAUCAAUUUGUGAAAUAGCUGAAAUCCCGAUGGAUGAAGAAGGAGUAAUAGGAACCUUUAUCAACGGAUUAUUCAAGGUAUCAAAUUUGACGAGACGUUAUGGAAUGGACGAUUAUAUAAAGGCAGAAAAAUUAGGAAGAAUGGGUGGAAAUUGUUCAAAGAACUAUAAAAAUUGUCCAUUUUCAUUUUUUAGUACAGUAUCUUUAAUGUAAUUUUCGUGUAAUUAUUAUUUAUUAUAUACGA